Ramularia collo-cygni is the source of this 1653-nucleotide messenger RNA. Its product is annotated as probable mitochondrial integral membrane protein. The transcript is spliced from 3 exons. The coding region runs from base 1 to 1653 and encodes 550 amino acids. The record is from RefSeq and is a predicted model, not a curated record. Lineage: Eukaryota; Fungi; Ascomycota; Dothideomycetes; Mycosphaerellales; Mycosphaerellaceae.
AUGAGCUCGCUGUGGGGAACGACGAAAAACACCGACGAGCAGACUACGCAGACCAGCAACGCCGGCACUCAGGUUCAAACCAGCAACAGCCACUCCCAAGUGUCUGGAGAUUCAAUGCGUGAGCCGACUGAAAGAGACAGGCUGCUGCCGGCGGACCGCCGCCGUGCACCGCACGCCGACGGCUACCUCGAUCCCGAUGACCCAGCGGUCUCUCCAUACAACCUGUGGACUGUCCGCUUCCUGCGCUACCUAUCCAUCCUCUUCCUCGCCAUCACUUUCCUCUGGUGGGUGUUGCUGCUUGUGAGCAUCUUCGUCUCGCCGCCAGGUCUGCACACGCGGGGCUCGGGCUUCUUCGACUUUGCCUACACAUGUCUCACCAUUGGCUCCUUGCUCAACUCGCUGCUGUUCUUCUCCGGACCCAGCUUGGCGAUGAGAGUCAGCCAGGGUGUGCUUGCCGUCAUUCUCCUGGUUGACGUUAUUAUCAUCGUCUCGGUCCCCAGACUACGCGCCGAGGAGAGCGCUCCCGGAGUUGCUAGUGUUGUCUGGGCUACUCUCAUCGCUGCCUUCUGUGUCUUCACCGACCGAAUCGUGGCUUGGGGAAAGCGUGAGGAGGAGGAACGUCUUACCGGACGUCYAGAGACUCGUCGCACGCUCAAGGAAUGGCUUGCCGUCCUCGCAUCGACCAUCAUUCUGGUCGUUUACAUCCUCAUCACCGUCCUCAUGACGGCGACUUUGAUCCUGCGUAGCCUUGACGCUGGCCUUGCCCUGGACGGUGACCGCUACCCCGUUGACAGCGGCAAGUAUGAGGUCCAUUUUGCGUGCUAUGGUAACACCACCACGGACAAGAAAGGCAGACGUACUCCUACCGUUCUUCUUGAAGCAGGCGAGGAUCCUGUGGAAUACAGCUUCGAGCACUGGGCGUACUCUGCUGUGAAGAACGGUACCAUUGACCGCUACUGCUACUGGGAUCGUCCUGGUUACGCUUGGUCCGACAAUGCUCCAUCGCCUCACAGCGCUGGUAUGUCUGCUGAGAACCUCGCCGAAGUUCUUGCCAUUACUGGCGAGCAGGGACCAUGGAUUCUCGUCUCUGCCGGCUAUGGCAGUCUCGUGUCUCGCAUUUUCAGCGCUAGGAACUUCCGCGAAGUCGCCGGUAUCAUGAUGAUUGACCCACUGCACGAGGACCUCCUCCAUCGCAUGGGAUCACCAUUCAAUGGCUUUAUGCYCUGGGCAUGGGGAACUAUCAGUCCCCUUGGAAUCAGACGCAUAAUUGGCUCGCUCUUCAUGGGCCAGACCAAGGAAGAUCGUGUAUUUGGACGCGACAACAGGCAGGGUGGAAAGAUGAUCAAGGCCAUGCUACAGGAGAACCUCGUUGCCAAUUCCUUCACCAAGAAUGAAGUUGCCACUGCGCGCACCAUUCAAGCUGCAGACACCCCACUCGUGGUUCUCUCCUCCGGUCUUCGUAUCAAGAGUGAUAACGAAUGGGCGGAGAAGCAGCGAGAUCUGACUAACAUUACUGGCAAGCUCAUCAGCUGGGAUGUGGUUCACAAGGCACCUCACGCUGUGUGGCAGACUCAGGAGGGUCGUGAUCUGAUGGRGAAGCGACUGGGUGAGAUUGUCAAGGAUCACCACAAUGCGAAGAAGGGUGGCAAGUGA